ACGUAGGCCGGGCAGGGGGUGGUGGCUGAAGGAAGAGGGGGCAGUCAUUUCUGAGAAAAGUGGAGGGAAAUUUCCGGAGAACACCAGCCAAGUCAACAAACUUUUAUUAAACAUUUAAAAUAGGCAUCUUUCCUCAACAAGGAAAAAGACAAUCCCAGCCUUUAAGGAAUUUCUGUUCUAAUGGGGAUGGUAACUCAUUAAAAAAAAAGCUUGAAAGGGAGUAGGAAAAUUAUGCCCACGUGAGAGAGAAGUGGAAGAAAAUCCCGAGACCUACAGGGAGUCUAGAGAGAAAGGAAGAACGAACGCAGAGAACAUGAGUAGGAAACUCUUAAACCUUGCUGGUGACAGCACCGUACCUUUGGACAAUUUCCUUUCUUAAUUCUCAACUUUCUUAUUAGUAAUAUGAAAAGUUCCAGCUCCAAAUCCGAUCUUUCCUAAAUAACCUUUCUUCCUCCGGGAGGCGGGUCCGCUCCGAGGCUCGUGGUUGGAGUUCCGGAAGGAGGCUUCCCAUUCACUGACCUGAUGAUUCCGGGCCUCUGCCCUAAUUUGGGCAAGAGGAAGUAGAGCCUGCACCGGGGAACGGUCCCCGGGCCGCCGGACGUCACGGUUACCUAAUAUAGUCAUGGAAACGAGAACUAGUGGCGGGAAUGCACGAAAGCAUCGCAAGAGGCGGGGCCUUCCUCUUAAAGGGGCCGGACUUAGGGAAGUUGGGAGUACGGUUGAAACGCCUUCCUUUUUCCUUAAGUUACUCGCAGUCUUUCCUUUUAGUGAAGCAGAUAUCAUGAGACGUCACGGGCGUGGAAAACAGGAGUGAAUCUGUGCCAUAUCACGUUUAAUGUUUGUAUCUAGUUCACUGUCCCCUUCCCCAUCCUUUCCCCUCAGCCUCGAAGCGAGCGGGGGCUUACCUAGCUUUUAGGAAUUGCGAAUGUUGUAAGGCAGACACCGGCCUUUUCCCGAUGCUUAGACAAAAACUGACCGCUUUGCCCAAGGUGCAAAUGGGGAGCUUGUCUCGGCCCCACGAUGGAACCGAGGUAUGCCCUGGAAGGAUUGAAGUUCUUUCGAGCGGUCUGUCUCCGAGCCGUUGACUGCAAAUAAAGGUUGACUUGAGAUAUCCCACAACACGCGCUUGAGUGGCUCUUCCCUCCCUCUAGCUCACUUCGAGCUUAGGAACAAUACGCGCCCAACUGCGGGAACCAGAAGGAAAUUCUUCGGAGAAUGGGGAAGAGGAGUUUCUCCCCACCCCCAACUCUGUCCAGUCCAGUCUCUUUCAGCCUUCUUCCCCUCCCCCACUCUCCCUAGAGCUUUGAAUUAGGUCUGGCAUUUCCGUCCUGUGGCUUUAAAGGCCCUCCGGUGGCGGGUCGAAAAGCCGGGAUACGGCUUUCUGAUUGGGUGGGGCGGCUCCUCGGUGACGCAACUAGAGAUAUAAAGAGCUCGGUUUCGGGCCGGGUUUGCCUCAUUUGUGUAAACCGUUUCGACCUUGUUCCUGAGUUUAGGGAAGAAUUUGUCUCCAGUUUGAGGUGGGCGAUUGGGGGGGUGAAGACAAACGGAGAAGAGGGCGUGAUCACUCGUUGCCCACGUCUCUUACAGGCCUUUGCCCAAGAGUCGUCCCCCGGCCCGACCUCUAAACGACCCUCCCUUUUCUCUUGUGUUGCUGCGUCCCGGCCCCGGCAUGGAAGCACAGAAGGAAGCGCAGCGUAUUAUGACCAUGUCGGUGUGGAAGAUGUACCAUUCACGCAUGCAGCGCGGCGGCUUGAGGUUGCACCGGAGCCUUCAGCUAUCGCUGGUCAUGCGGAGCGCCAGGGAGCUCUACCUCUCCGCCAAGGUAGAAACAGACGAGGCGGAACUAGCCUUCCCUGCCGCUGCCCUGGCCCCCGCCUCGAGCCUGCCCCAGCCCAUGACCGUAGCCGAGGCCGAAGCGGACUCUCCGCCUAGGGCUGAAGAGACGAUCCCGGCCCCAGAGCCCAUGGAGACGCAGGAAGCUCGGGAAACCGAGUCGGCGCCCGCCUGCAGCCACCUGCCUCCAGUGCCUCAGCGCUCGUUGAAAGCCAACCGCAAGCGCCGGAGCAGUACCUUGGGCCAGGGUGGGGAAGCCGGGCUGGUCCCCAGCAAGAAAGCUAGGUUGGAGGAAGAAACGGCGCCGGCUGAAGGGAAGGCUGAGGUCGAGGCUGAGGACUUGGAGAAGCGGCAGUCUCAGGUGGAGGAGGGCCCCUUCCCCAGUUUGGCCCGAGUUUUACAAAAGCGCUUCUCCGGCAUCCUGAGUAACACCGGGGGGCCACCAAAGCCCACUGCCCCUCCUCCCUCCUGUGAACUCAAGCCGGGGUGCCGCCAGGCAGAUAACAUGAUAAACAUCUUGGUGCGGACGGUGGUGGCUUUCUAACACAAGCCUUGGACUCCGGACUGUGACCGUACCUUUAGCUGGCCCGAGCUAAGUCGAGGCCGCUGUCCAGCCCUGAGCGACUGGGGGGGGCCUUAGGCUCUGGUCUGUUCACCUCCCGGAGAGGGAAGACUGACCUCGCUCCUGUCCUUCCCCAGGCGCUGGUGACGGCUUUGGUGGCAGAGGGGAGUGGUGGUGGGGGAACAAGAGAGCAGCUGCUGAUCUGGAGAAUCUGCUCCAUAACGCUGCUAAGAGGCUGGUCCGAGAGAAGAUGGGACGCUAUUUCUGACCUCGGGAGUAGUCACCCUCCAGGCUGAGGUGGAAGGGACCGCGACUCGGAUUGAAUGCGGGUGAAACCAGCCAGCACUCAUCCAGACUUCAGAGACUCACGGGGGGACCCUGGUGGUCUUCCCUUUAAGAGAUCUGCCUCAGACCUUUCUAUAGGAAAGAGACACACACACAUAUAUAUAUAUGAUGGUGCUAUUGACAUGACUUGGUUAUUUCCUCUUCCCUAACUUAAUGCUUGUUUUUGGCCGCCAGUGGAGGCGGUGGUGGGAGCAGCAAGUGCUGGAUAUGAGGGCGUUUGCUGGGGUGGGAGGUGAGGUGGGGGAGGCUGGGUAGAAUCUCCUUUCUCAGGGUUGAAAGUUUUUUAAAUUGGGGGCGGUACUUCUGUCCCAUUAAAGCUUUUUAUAUAAAAUUCA
Sarcophilus harrisii (Tasmanian devil) is the source of this 3075-nucleotide messenger RNA. It is a transcript of the gene IER2, whose product is annotated as immediate early response 2. NCBI's taxonomy places the organism in Eukaryota, Metazoa, Chordata, Mammalia, Dasyuromorphia, Dasyuridae. The transcript has a single exon. The coding region runs from base 1670 to 2377 and encodes 235 amino acids. The record is from RefSeq and is a predicted model, not a curated record.